AUGGCUGAGAUGGCUUCCAUGGCGCCAACUGCUGGUGGCCAGUACCACUGGAUUUCAGAGUUUGCGCCCCGAAGUUCUCAGAGAUUUCUCUCCUAUAUCAUCGGCUGGUUGUGUGUGCUUGGAUGGCAAGCUGGUACAGCGUCCUCCUGCUUCCUAGCCGGGACUGAGAUCCAGGGACUAGUUAUCCUCAACUAUGACAACUAUGAACCCCAGCAGUGGCACGGAACCUUGAUGGCAAUGGCUGUCAUUGCGCUUUGCGCCCUUUUUAACACGAUCCUUGCGAAGCGACUCCCGGUAGUCGAAGGUGUCGUUCUUAUCCUUCACGUUGCCGGCUUCUUUGCAAUUUUGAUCCCACUGUGGAUUCUUGCCCCACGGUCUUCCUCGAAGGAUGUAUGGACAAAAGUCGAGGAUGCGCAAGGAUGGGGGAGCAAAGGACUGGCCAGUCUGGUUGGAAUAAUCACGCCCGUCGUGUCACUCCUGGGAGCUGAUGCUGCAACUCACAUGUCUGAGGAGUUGAAGAAUGCAUCGAAAACGCUACCUAGGGCGAUGCUCGCAACCGCCUUGUUUAAUGGUUCUCUAGGUAUCAUCAUGGUGAUCACUUUCUGCUAUACAAUCGGUGAUGUUGAGAGCGUCCUUGCAACACCAACGGGAUACCCCUUCAUCCAAGUAUUUUAUAAUGCCACCAUGUCUAAGCCAGGCGCCACUGCUAUGACAGCAAUCAUGACUUCGCUGUCCAUCUUCUGUGGCAUGACGAACAUGGCUACUGCUUCAAGACAGCUCUUUGCAUUUGCCCGAGAUAAUGGCCUUCCUUUCGGCAAAUUCUUCCAAACGGUCCCAAUUGGGUGGGAUAUUCCACUCAAUGCCAUCAUUUUCACUGUCAUAGUGAGUUCGCUGCUCUCUCUUAUCAACGUCGGUAGUACGAUUGCGUUCAACCAAAUCACCUCCCUUGGUCUUUGUGCGCUGCUAUCCAGUUACAUUGUUUCCAUCUCAUGUAUGGCUCUCAAGAGGAUACGCGGCGAAAAAUUGCUUCCCUCGCAUUUCCGCAUGGGUUCUCUUGGCCUACCCAUUAACCUGCUCUCCAUUGCCUUCCUGGUGCUGGCAUAUGUUUUCUGCUUCUUCCCGCCAUCGCCAAAGCCGGCGCUAGAUGGGAUGAACUGGAGUGUCGUUAUUUACUUUGGAGUGUUGUUGUUUAGUCUGAUAUACUUUGCCUUCCAAGGGAGACAUAAGUAUGUUGGGCCCGUGGAGUAUGUGAGAAAGAGCACCUGA
Molecule: messenger RNA, 1266 nt
Organism: Trichophyton verrucosum HKI 0517
Lineage: Eukaryota; Fungi; Ascomycota; Eurotiomycetes; Onygenales; Arthrodermataceae
Product: GABA permease, putative
Exons: 3
Coding region: 1-1266 (421 amino acids)
Biological process (GO): transmembrane transport
Cellular component (GO): membrane
Molecular function (GO): transmembrane transporter activity
Source: RefSeq, a predicted model, not a curated record